GAGCCGUUCAUGCCAGCCGGCCGUCCAACUCGACCUCCUUUGUGAACCAGAAGAAAGAAGGAACGACCAACAAGAGGAGAGGCCAUAAAAACCCUCGAAACUCCUCUCUCCUCCUCCUCCUCCUCCGCCGAUAACAGAUCCUCAUCCUUCUCCUCUCCCAUCCGAGACAGCAAGCACCAGCACUGCCAUGGCCGGAACAGCUAAGGCCCUCGCCCUCCUCUGCUUCCUCUCCGCACUGGCCAUCGCCCAUUGCGAGCACUUCAUAGUGCAGGGCCGCGUCUACUGCGACACCUGCCGCUUUGGCUUCGAGACCAAGGCCAGCACUUAUAUCCCAGGAGCAAAGGUGAGGGUAGAAUGCAAGGACAGGACGACGGGGCAGAUGACGUAUAGCAUCGAGGGGAUAACGGACGAGACGGGGACUUACAAGAUUCCGGUGGAGGAGGACCGGCCGGACGAGAUAUGCGAGGCGAUCCUGGUGAGCAGCCCGAUCAGCGACUGCAAGGAGUUCGAGAGCGGGAGGGAGAGGGCGCGCAUCCUCCUGACCAAGGACAAUGGCAUCUCCAACCACGUCCGCUUCGCCAACUCCCUCGGCUUCAUCAAGGACAAGCCCCUCCCCGGCUGCUCCGAGCUCCUCAAGCAGUACGAGCUCGACGAAUGAUCAAAUGGAAGAACAAAUUCAAAAACGUGAAGGGCCAUGAAUCUUUGUGGGCUCUUUCAAUAUCUAACGAUUAUCGAUCCCCUUGAUUCCUUUUCUUCAUCUAAAUCUUGUUUUGUAAUUUGUGCUGAUCUAAUAAACAAAAAAAAUGUUAUCGA
Messenger RNA from Nymphaea colorata (pocket water lily), 813 nucleotides. Its product is annotated as pollen-specific protein C13-like. NCBI's taxonomy places the organism in Eukaryota, Viridiplantae, Streptophyta, Magnoliopsida, Nymphaeales, Nymphaeaceae. The transcript is spliced from 3 exons. The record is from RefSeq and is a predicted model, not a curated record. The coding region runs from base 188 to 658 and encodes 156 amino acids.